CCAGUGGCCAUCCAGUGCCUGGAAACAGCAUUUGGGGUCUCCAUGGAAGACCAAGGGCUGGCUGUGUCCCAAACCCUCCCUGAAAUAUUUGAAGCUGUGGCAGGGAAGGAGCUGGAACAUUCCAGAACGAACUCAGAGCCCAUCACCCCCUCAGAAGAUGAUGUGGCUGAAGCUGAAAGACUCAAGACUGAAGGAAAUGACCAAAUGAAGGCAGAAAACUUCGAGGCUGCCGUGUCUUUUUAUGGAAAAGCCAUCGAGUUAAACCCAUCCAAUGCUGUUUAUUUCUGCAACAGAGCUGCUGCCUACAGCAAACUGGGGAAUUAUGCAGGAGCUGUGAGGGACUGCGAGCGAGCCAUCGGCAUCGACCCCAACUACAGCAAAGCCUACGGCAGGAUGGGCUUGGCCCUCUCCAGCCUAAACAAACACACAGAAGCUGUGGUUUAUUACAAAAAAGCUCUGGAAUUGGACCCAGACAACGAAACCUACAAAUCCAACCUCAAAAUUGCUGAGCAGAAAAUGAAGGAGACUCCCAGUCCUACGGGCGGCCCCGGGGGCUUCGACCUGGCGGGAUUGCUGAACAACCCCGGCUUCAUGAGCAUGGCCUCAAAUCUCAUGAACAACCCCCAAGUACAGCAGCUAAUGUCCGGGAUGAUCUCGGGAGGUCACAACGCCAUGGGGGCGGCCGGGAGCAGCCCCUCCACCAACGACCUGGCCAGCCUGAUCCAGGCGGGCCAGCAGUUUGCUCAGCAGAUGCAGCAGCAGAACCCCGAGCUCAUUGAGCAGCUCCGCAGCCAAAUCCGCAGCCGGACCCCGAGCGCCAGCAACGAGGAGCAGCAGGAGUGAG
Messenger RNA from Sturnus vulgaris (Common starling), 844 nucleotides. NCBI's taxonomy places the organism in Eukaryota, Metazoa, Chordata, Aves, Passeriformes, Sturnidae. The record is from RefSeq and is a predicted model, not a curated record.